Molecule: messenger RNA, 1279 nt
Organism: Prosopis cineraria
Lineage: Eukaryota; Viridiplantae; Streptophyta; Magnoliopsida; Fabales; Fabaceae
Product: protein GL2-INTERACTING REPRESSOR 1-like
Exons: 2
Coding region: 702-1037 (111 amino acids)
Source: RefSeq, a predicted model, not a curated record
UAAAUUGCAACAAGAACUAAUUUAUUUAUUCAGCGUAAAGAAGGUGAUGUUUAAUCUGUUGAGCAUUUGAACAUCUGUAAGCACUUAGUUUUCCCUGACUACGAUCUGAAGGAAUUUGGUGCCAGCCAUUAAAUUCGUUGGUGGGGUUUGAAUUGUUGAUACAUGGGUAUGUAUAAUUUUUUAAACGAGAGGGUUUAGCUUUAAAAGCCGUUGGGGUUCCCCUGUGCUGUAUUAUGGCUGCGCGAUGGACUCUUAAAACACCGAUCGACUCCCCCGAGCAAUGAAUGAAGAAAGGCCCUCUUCCUGCACUUCGUAAUUGCAAUAUUUACUGCAAAUUUGCCUCUUACUCUAUAUAUAUUGGAAUAUUUUUGCCGGCCAUUAAUUCAUUUCCUGGCCUCAAUUUACGCUCUUCUUCUACCCAAUACAUCAAUUCAAUUCAAUUCAAUUCCAUCCCCCCUCUCUUUCUCUCUCCUCUCUUUUCAUCCCCUCUCUCUCCCUUAAAUUAAUAAAGCUUUAAAUCACCCCCCUUCGUUUUCCUUUUAUAAAUUCAGCUCGAACCUUCUUCUCCAGCACCACCCAUCACUCUCGCUGCCGCCGGAGUUUCUUAUGCUUCCGGCUAUCCCCUCUCCUCUCUCUGUGUUAGCUUUCCCAGAAGCUGCUUCAAGGUGACGGGUCUCACAGGAUCGGUGGAGAAGCAAACCAUGAGUCGCAGAAACGGGAACGGCCCGAAGCUCGACUUGAAGCUGAACUUAUCCCCGCCGAGGGCUGGCCGGGGACUGGAGUCGCCGAACGGAUCGGCGACGUUGUCACCGAUUUCGACGCCGAGCUCUUGCCUGUCGUCGGAGCUGAACCAAGAGGACGGGCAGCAGAGAUACUCGCACAGCCCGGAAGCGACGUCCAUGGUGCUAGUAGGCUGCCCGAGAUGCCUCAUGUACGUGAUGCUCUCCGAGGAUGACCCGAAGUGUCCAAAGUGCAAAAGCACCGUUUUGCUUGAUUUCCUGCAAGACAGCAACAACCCCACCGUUAGGAGGACCUAGAGUAGGCUCUCUCUGUUUUAUUUCCGCUUCUGCAUUUCUCUGCUGCUAGCAGGACAUCUUUGUUUUUAAUCCUAGGAAUCUCUUUCUGGACUUUUUGCCUUUGCCCUCUUUAUUCUAUAUUUCCGUUGUAUGAUUGCUGCUACGGUCACUUCCCUCUUAUCCUCUAUUUUCUGCGAACAAAUCCCACGAGUUUUUGACAAAGCAAGGCUUGUACAGAGGGCAUGAGAGAGUUGAUCGUAAUA